CGGGCGUUUACUUCGGCACCAAAAUAACAACCAGAACCCUCUCUUCACUUGACCUCCGUCUCUUGAUCCUCCAAAUCCGAAAUGGAGCCCAGCGGACCCGGGUUCGGACCCAAAUCCGGAUCCACUAACAAGGAAGACAAGUGGUCGCUCCCAUUCUGCACCAUCGUGGCGGUGGACACGAGCGAAAGCAUCAGCUACAGAGCCUGCUCCAUCUGCGAGAGGACCCUGCCUGAAGACCCGUCCUCUUUCUGCUCCUUCUGCUCCAACAACUCCUCCGCAAAUCCCGGGUGCAAACGCGUCUAUCGGAUCCUUGUAUCCAUUGCUACUACCGACGAGGUAAUCGUGGUGAUCUUCUUCGAUCGCGUCACCCGUGUCCUCUUCGGCUGCUCAGCCGACGAAUUCUUCCACUUCUGCAGGCUCCAUCCCUUCGCGGCCGAAAAGGCAGCAGAGGUAUUAGAAGGGGAAAUGUGCAGGCUUACACUGUCGAAGCCAAAGAGCAGUAAUGCUCAGCAUCUCCGUGCUGCUUCCGUUGUUCCCUUGCGCACUGGAUUUCGCCCUGUGAUCGAUACUUUGAAGCAAAUGUAUGGGAUCGAGACUUCUUCCAGCGGCAUGAAAAAAGAAAAAUGAUAUGUGAUUGUUGUGUGCAAUCUGAUGUUUGACAAACUUCUGCCUUACUUAAUCGAUCGUUUUGUUUAGAUUACAGGAUUUGUCAAUUGCUUGCAAUCAGUUGUCGGUUUCUUGUGGCUUCAAAUGAGAAAUGCCUCAGAAAUGAUCUCUUCAACAAGCCGCAACGCUUGGUUGGUAUAAGGUAGCAUCGAGUAAUUACUGAUGGAGAAGAGCAAUUAAUUUAUCAA
This is a messenger RNA of Asparagus officinalis (garden asparagus), 854 nucleotides long. RefSeq lists its product as uncharacterized. The coding region runs from base 82 to 627 and encodes 181 amino acids. The transcript has 4 exons. The record is from RefSeq and is a predicted model, not a curated record. Lineage: Eukaryota; Viridiplantae; Streptophyta; Magnoliopsida; Asparagales; Asparagaceae.